Molecule: messenger RNA, 1293 nt
Organism: Coccidioides posadasii C735 delta SOWgp
Lineage: Eukaryota; Fungi; Ascomycota; Eurotiomycetes; Onygenales; Onygenaceae
Source: RefSeq, a predicted model, not a curated record
AUGAUCCCAGCAGUCCUACAGCCCGCCCUUGCGGAUAUUCCAGCCGCCAUCAACGCCGACUUGGAAUUUCAAACAUCGGCCAAUGGAGUAACCGCGAAGUUCGCCAUCCAAGAUGCCGGUUCAGAGACUGCGCUACAAAUCUCAAUCCAUGAUGGCCUAGUUACCGAGGCGCAGAUAGCUCAGCCUGCAGGGGAUGCCGAAUUUACACUCUCAGCACGCCAAGAUGACUGGAAGGAAUUUUUCGCGGCUGUUCCCCGCGCGCCAUGGCAGUCGUAUUGGGGCAUGUUGCGGGUCUUGGGGCAUAAUCCCGGUAUGCAGGUACUAGGAGAUAUGGCAUCGUUCAUUCGACACGCUCGUUUAUGGAGGAUAUCCCUUGAUCGAAUUCGAGACGCCAUUCAUUCAAGGCCACUUUCCGCAGAUCACGUCGAAUAUGAGGAAAUAACAGAAGAAGAUAGCAUAAUCGGUCGGUACGUCUGGUUAGACUCUGUUGGCUGGGGAAAGAGUAAAGUCUUCUGCGAAUCUGCCGGCACAGGCCCGCAACAUGUUUUAUUUCUCCACACAGCAGGCGCAGAUUCCCGCCAGUUCCACGCUUUGAUGAAUAAUUGUGAGUUGCAGCAACGCUGUACGAUGUUCGCCUUCGAUCUUCCGGGCCACGGACGCUCAUACCCAGGUUCAAAAACGCAACCCGAGGGCUUCGUAAACGAUGAGGAGCAAUACGUUAGUGCGAUCAAGCAAGUCAUCGAGAAACUAAAACUUCACCGCCCUAUAGUGUCAGGUGCCAGUAUGGGGGGGCAGGUGUGCCUUGCAGUGGCGCUGCGUGCGGAAGAACUAGGCGUCAGCGGCGUUAUUCCAUGUGAGGCUUGCGAUCACCUGCCACUCACUCAGCCGAUAUAUCACUUACCGGGGGAUCAAAAUGAGGCCAUUCUUAACGCUGAAAGAGUCUGUGGAAUGAUCUCUCCGACAGCUCCCAUGUCGAACAGGAAACUAAUCUGGUGGAUAUAUUCAUCCCAAGCUGUACAAAUGUUCCAUGGAGACCUGAAAUUUUACUUUCAGGGCUGGGAUGGACGGGAUCGAAUGCAUCUCAUCAACACGAAAAUUUGUCCUGUCUAUAUGCUCACCGGCGUGUAUGAUUAUUCGUGUACACCAGAGCUAAGCCGGGAAACGGCAUGCAAGAUUCCAGGAGCGAAGUUCGAAGUGAUGAGGGAUCUUGGGCAUUUCCCAAUGACUGAGAAUCCAACAGUCUUCCUAGAAUACUUUAUUAAAGGGCUCGAGCACAUAAAGAGUGCCCAGUAA